Molecule: messenger RNA, 3735 nt
Organism: Exophiala bonariae
Lineage: Eukaryota; Fungi; Ascomycota; Eurotiomycetes; Chaetothyriales; Herpotrichiellaceae
Exons: 2
Coding region: 1-3735 (1244 amino acids)
Source: RefSeq, a predicted model, not a curated record
AUGGAUCGCUUUCCGGAGGAUUAUUACCUCCACAACCUGCCUCUCCUCCUCCUCUCUGGUCUUGACGCAGAAAAUCAUAACGAUAUUGAUCCAUCACGUAAGGCGCAUAAUUUACUACAAGAAGGCGGAUUCAGAAUCAGAAUAGAUGCGCCGUUGAUACAGGGAGAUGUUGCGAGGCAAUUACAAGAAUCGUUCCGAGAACAAGAUGCGUCCAGCCUUCCCUGGCAUGCUCAAUCGGUGGCCUCAAGGAAUGGACGAGUAUUCAAGAUCACAAGCGCAUAUGCUCUACCACCGCGCAAGGCGCCGCCUCCGCCUCGUUCACCUCGUCUUUCCGCCGCUGUUGCAGCUGGAAAUCCACCACCACAACUCGUUCUCCAUUCACCACUAUCACCUUUGACACCGAGCUCUCCCUUGUAUCCUGAUGGGAUCUUCUCCCCUUUGUGGGUGUUAAAGCACCAGUCUCGCUUACCAUGUGCAUUCAUUACAUUCCUUUCAUUGGUAUCUGACCCUAAUACCAGUUCUCUUGAGGAUAACAAGUUGAAAUCGGAGAUCCACUCUGCCCGCAGUGUUAUUACUUCCACCAACUAUCGAACAAAACUUGUGACCGUUCUUAUUGGCGAUGGGCAGAUCAACCCACCCGAGCUUGAUGAUCGCAUCAGCAAUAUUCGGCGCUCUGCUGGCCUAGACUCCAAGAGCCUGUUCUUCCUUCCUUUCAACUCCUCGCCGACCGAGGUUCGAGAGUUCGUCAAUUCAGUCUUGACCUCCAUUCAUGCUUCAUGUAUAGAUUAUUACCGCGAUUUGUCAAAGCACGCUCGUCGCAAGCGUAGUAGAAAUACUGUUCCCCAACCCACUGUACAGCCAGGGAGUGCACAUGUGCUCUCUCUACCGGGUUGGAACAUCAGGUAUGAGUUCAAACUAGGUGUCUUUGCAGAGUUUAGGCAGGAGAUGGAUGCAGCCUGCCGAAGCUACGAAACGGCUUAUGAAGGCAUUUUUGGUGCUGAAAUCAUGGACACAAUUGCGGUCUGGAGUCCUCGAUUCAACGAGGCUAGACUUUUAGCCGACAUCGUCGCCCUGCGUACGCUGAGGUGUCUUAUGUGGACCGACCAAGGAUCUACUGCGGUCAAGUCCUGGAUAACACACCGAGAUCGCAUGAAAGAUCUUGUCAAUCGGAGAACAAAGGGCACAGAAAACUACGCCUGGGAAGCAUGGCAGAGUACUUGGGCCACUGUCAUGGCUGACUUGAUCUCUAGAUCGCAGUACCCGCUGCUAUUUGCUCAGAUCUCAGACACUACUAAUUUGCUGCCCAUUUUCGCCAGUUCUGAAAAACUGAUCAAUUCGACAGAAAGGACAAUCCCUUGGGAGCUCCCCCAUCAUGAAGGUUAUUGGUUGGAGAUGGCGAGACGCGCCACAGCUGCCCGUCGGUCAUGGGCACGUCAGAUUCCUGAAGAGGACAGACAGCCGCCAGGGAGGUCACCUGCACGAAUCGUUGCGAGCAAGUCACAGCUUUACGACACAUAUCUAACGUUAGAACCGUAUCGUGAGAUCCCUGUGGACGGAUCACAGGGCUAUGACUACUCUGAAGUCAUUCUUAAGACCCUCGUUACGGCCAUCGACCACUUCGCUAGACGAGGUCAAUUGCGCAAGAUUGAGAUCCUCAAGCUUGAAAUGGCCCUUGAAAAGCUCGGUACGCAGUCGUGGGAGGAAGCAAUUAUUCUUCUCCGGCCACUUUGGUCCAGUGUGUCAUGGCGAGCUGCAGGAUGGUGGAAACUGUUGCAACACAUCGGCUGGGCCUUGCAAGAUUGUGCAGUUCGAAUACAAGAUUUCGAACUCUCAUGUCGACUGUUAUGGGAGCUCUCAAGCACAGUUUUCGAAAAGCAUAACAGCCUCAACUAUGACCUGGGUGCUUUGGAUACGUCUUCUAGAGAUCAGGACGCUGUUUUUGUUGCAAUCGAUAUGGAUGCAGCUGUCUCUCCCUUGAUCCCAAGAUUCUCCUUUUCUACCCACAACGUUUCAGUAGGUACACCUCUGACCUGCCAGCUUUCUUUGGAGGCUCGAAUGAUUGAGGGGAUGCCACCAAUUGCACUGAAUGAGAUAAAAAUCAUGUUCGAAGGAAGCCUCAAACCUACUUAUCUGGUGCAUCGUGCGGAUGAUCAGCAGACAACUACCAAAGCUCACCUUAUCGACGUAGUAUUACAAGACUCGUCAACCUUAUCCAACACCACAGACAAACGAUCAUCUACAGGAACGAUCGCAACGGAAACAGGAUUUGCUGAUCUGUUUGUCCAGCCCGGCCAAACUCGGAUUUUUCAAUUUCAGGUUGUUCCACGGGAAGCAGGCGAGUUAUCGGUUGCCUCAAUAACGCUGAUGAUCAAUCAAGGGAAACUAAACCUUGCCGCAACUACAUCUAAUUUUGAGGAUUCCACUACAAAUUGGUGGGAAAUCAGAGGCGGAAGACCGGUUCUUCGACUACUUGGACAAGAAUCGAAUGCAUACAAUUCGAUUGAUGUACAACCAAAACCACCUAAGCUCCAAAUCCAUGCCCCAAAUCUUCACAAGACCUACUACGUCAAUGAGACGAUUCAAGCUGACUUUGAGCUAUUGAACGAAGAAAGUGAGGAUGCUUCUUUGUUGGUAGAGGCACGCAUGAUCAGUCCUAUUGCUGGAGCGGCAAGAGCAAGAUGGGCCUCCUCGGAGCUUGAUGACAAUCAGCCCGUGGACGAGUCUGCUGGCGGUAUCAUUACCCUGAAGGCUCAAGACUUGGGGACAAUUAAACCUGGCCAGAAGGAAAAAAUAUCACUGCUAAUCACUGAGAGCAUAGUUGCUGUUGAUCAUGAAGUCGAAAUUGUGGUCAAAUAUCGACUUGCGAACGACCCUGAAACGGUCUUUGUGAAAAGCCAGACGGUGGAUAUUGGGAUAAUCCGACCAUUUGAGGCAAAUUAUGAAUUUCUCCCCAGGCUAAAUCUUGAGACAUGGCCAAGCUUCUUUGAAGUUCCACAAACAGAUCCAGAAUCAUCGACAGCAUUAGGAUUGAAGCACCAGUAUGCGGUGACUGCCAAUCUCUACUCAUUUGCUACUGUCCCGAUUGUCGUGGAAGCAAUCUUGCUUACUGCCAGCAAGAUUGUAGGUGGUGCUGUCUGCUCCACGAGCACAGGAAUUGUACACAAGGAAGGAGACGUCGCUAAGGCCGACGCCCACGAUGUCAUUUCUUCUACAAUUCUACCCGACCAAACCGAGAAGUUCGGAUUUGAUUUGUCCGUCCAAAAGCUAGUCCUCGGAGACAGACAUACAGUUGGCAUUGACUUGGCACUUCAGAUUGGAUGGAGACGAGAAGACUCGGAUGAGGUGAAUACAACAGUGCUUGAGGUUCCCAAGCUUGUUGCGGCCAUGGCAGAACCCCGAGUGAUACUUACCAUUUCACCCACGCCCAAGGGAAAUUUGCGCAUCUACAGGCUAGAUUUCAUGCUUGAAAACCCUAGUAUGCAUUUCCUUACUUUCAAUAUAUCCAUGGACACGAGUGAGCAUUUCGCCUUUUCAGGAUCGAAAUCAGCCGUGCUCAGCUUGGUGCCUAUGAGCAGGAACACUGUCACUUAUCGGAUCAUGCCCAACAUAGAGAAUGCAUGGAUCGGGGUCAAUCUCAACGUGGUAGACGCAUAUUUUGGACAAACGCUCAAAAUUUUACCUGGGGGCGAAGGUGUCAAGACGGACAAGAAGGGAAAUGUAUCUAUCAAAGUGUAA